ACUUCAGAUUGCAAUAUAUUGCCUUAAGUUGAAGCUUAAGUUAUAUUAACUGUGAACAAGUGGAGCUCCAUCAAAGGUGUGGAGGUGGAUUCUCCAUUACUUGUUGAUCUGGGAAUAUUUACACUCUGGAAAUUCUUGCAUAAUUGAACAUGAUGAAAUUUCUGUUUCAAUUUGGAGCUGGAUUAUUGACAGGUGUUUACAUAACACAGAAUUAUGAUGUUCCUAAAGUUGAAACUCUUGCUCGAUAUUGUAAAGAUUGGUUUGAAAAGACUUUUCCACCAAAACCGAAAGAUUCAUGAUGAGAAGAGGGAAACUUUACAAUGAAUUACAAUUUUUUUCUCUAUAGAUGAAUUUACUGAUGUUGCAAUUAUGGAGUUAUUAUUUAAGUAAUAUAAAAUAUAUUGACUUGUGUGAAAUGAUGUUUUUUGUUUAAUUUAGUAAAAAUGGAAACCAGGCGAAUAGUUGUCGGUCUUUUAAACUCUGUUAAAAUAUUUAACGCUGAAUUAUUGGAAAAUAAACUUGACAAUGUGCAAUACAAAGUAAUAGCAACUACUGGCCAGACACAUGAACAGAUGAUUGCUUCUGUUGAUGGCUGUGAAGUUUUGUUUGGUUCUCCACGUUUUAUUCAGCCAAUAAUACCCCAGCUCCCCACCUCAGUUAAGUGGGUCCAGUUCACAUAUGCUGGCUUGGAUGGUUUUUUUGAAAGUUAUAAAGAAACACCAAAUGCACCGGCAUGGGAUAUACAAUACACAAGGAUGGGCGAUGUAUUUGCAUUGCCAAUAUCCGAGUAUGUACUUGGAGCUGUGAUUGCUAUUGAGCGAGAUUUUAAAGAAAUGUUUAAAUUGCAAUCAGCGAAACAAUGGGCUGAUUUCGAUGAUUACGUAAUGUAUAUGACCAAACCAAGACCACUAAACAGCUUAACAGCAGGGAUUCUUGGAGCUGGAAACAUUGGAACAAAGAUUGCUGAACUUCUUAAAGCAGUUGGAAUGCGAGUUAUUGGGUUUAAAAACCACCAAGUUGAUCGGGAUGAUGGUCUAUUUGAUGAGUUUUAUUAUCCCGACAAUCUUGAUAUGUUUCUCUCCUCUUGUGACUUCAUUUGUAAUAUUCUUCCUUCUACACCAAACACUAUAGGACUUCUGUCAGGGAAACGUCUUGAAAUUUGCGAACCCCGUAAACCUGCUUUUAUUAAUGUUGGGAGGGGAAAUAUAAUUGAUGAGAAAAGUUUAAUACAAGCGCUUACUAAUGGUUGGAUCUCCAAAGCAUUUCUGGAUGUUUUACAUGAAGAACCACUGCUCCCCUCAAGCAAGCUUUGGGAGAUGGAUAAUGUUGUGAUUACACCCCAUGUGUCAGGGCCUUUUGUUAAAGGACAAUUAACUUUAAUGUUUAAAGAAAACCUUAAGUUAUAUAUUCAGGAACUUAAAUUUCAAGUUUAUCCAUCUUCAAAUAGUUACUAAAUGUUACUGGCUUAUUUGAAAACCGCUAUAGCACACUGGUCUAAUUAAUCAUCCACAAAGUUAUAUGCAAUAACCCCUAAAUGGGCACAAAGUGUAUGGUAUAGAACACCCAUGUGAUAAUUAAUUGCUACUUUUAAACACACUUUGAUUUAUUCAAACAGUGUAAUUAAUUUAGUUAUUUUUUUUAUUUUAAACAUAUAUAAAUGAAUAGAUUUAAUUUGUUCUUCACUUUCAUAUAUGCAAAUGUAUUAUGGUAGUGGUACUACAGAAAACACAGCAUUAAUGUUAGAUAAAAUCAAAAUCGUAUAAACACCUGCCGUCUUUGUGUGUCCAAAAUAGAGCAAAAGUAGUCACCUUGGCAAUGGGUUUAAACGAACUUGUUAGGUUUUGUUUGUGUUUUCCUUUUGUGGGGAGGUGUGAAACAGAUUUUUACAUUUUUCAACCCUUAAAUUUGUUUUUAGGCCCAAGUUUUUCUGUAAUUUAUCAAAAAACAGACAUUUUCCCUAUACCUACCGUGUUAUUUUGGACCCAAAUUGCCGUUCACUUUGUCUUUUACAUAACAAUGGGUUGGUCUACUCGGUAUUUCUAUGGCUCUGGAUAAAAUGAUUGUAAUUUCCUAAAGGUUUCAAGGUGUAUGUAUGAAGUUAAUGUUUGUCUAUUUUUUUGAACUUUCAUUUUAACACAUAAUAGACAGUGAAUGUAUGUGAUGUAAUUGCUUUGUGUAUAUGGUGUAAUCAUAGUUUAAUAACACAACAUUCUUAAUUAGCUAUGAUGUAAUGUAGUUGUGUCUCACGUACUGACUUUUCUAUGCAGCUGCAAUGUAAAUAAAAGGUUGUAGAAAUUUA
Messenger RNA from Ciona intestinalis (vase tunicate), 2299 nucleotides. RefSeq lists its product as uncharacterized. Lineage: Eukaryota; Metazoa; Chordata; Ascidiacea; Phlebobranchia; Cionidae. The record is from RefSeq and is a predicted model, not a curated record. Gene Ontology annotation, molecular function: NAD binding.